GCCUGGCCAGGCAGCAACAGGGUCCCCAAGCCGUGGACAGCCAGGCCUACCCAUCCUGGGGACAUCCCGGCUGAGGCCUGGCAGUCAGGAAGUCUUCCUGGCAGCAUGGGUGCCGUGUCAGAAGUGCCCCCUCCCUCAUCCUCCUCUGUCUCCUUCUCCUGUUCACUCAUGCUUUCCCAGGCAGCAGGCCUGGUGGGUUCCCAGCAGUAGUCAGAGGGCAGGACCUGGGUCCCCAGGUCAGACUCCCACCCAGAGCCCAGCAACCAUGGUGGACCCAGAUGGAGGACAGCGCCCUGGCCCAGGUAGGCCCAGCUCUGACCAUCAGUAUCCAGGGCCACACCACUGCCUCAGUUUCCCCUGCUGCCAGGCUGGGACUCUCUCUGCCAGGCAACUGCAGCUCCAGCCCUGGCUAGUGUCCCCAGCCAGCUCCUGUGUGUUCUGGUCAGGGAUUGCACAGCUGUCCUGGCCCUGGGGCCCUCCUCCCUCCCGGGCCCGCCCUCUCCCUGCUUCCAGCUCCCCCACACAACGACUUCAUUUCAUAGGUCGUGACUCUGACAACUGCCCCAUCAGCGGCUGCUGUAUUGAGGUGGCCACACACUGCACUUCCCAGCCUUCGUCCCUGCUGGUGCUCUCAUCCCAAGCCUGGCCUUCCUCAGCCUCAGUAAAACAGGGGCAACACUCCGUGGUGCCUAGACUGUGGGGCUGCUGAGAGGCCACGUGAGCAAUGCACGUGAACUGCUCAGUGGAGGACCCCGCAUACAGUAGGUGCUCAAUAACAGAGGCUACAAAUACAAGCAUCCUUUGUGUUGGAGUUUCAUCCGUCCUGAAGACAGAGAGCAUGCAUUCCAUUAUUUCAACAGCGCUUACCUAACUAGCUGACACUGGGAGCAGCUUCCUGCGUGCGAGCUGAACGGACAAGCUGGAGGCAUCGGAUGAUGGCGCCCUCUCAUGCCUUCCCCACCAUGGGCUCCACUGCUAUCCAGCUUUUCCUCGGACACUUUCCUGCACGUGAAUUCCCUGCAGACACACGUGGAUGGCGGAUGGCAGCGGUCACGCACGGCGGGGCGAAGGCUGCAAGCCUCAGGCAGGCCUCGGUGAGGAGAUGGACACCAGGAGCUCCCAGCCAGGGGAGCAAGACGUGACAGAGGCAGGGGCUGCGCAGGAACUUCGGUGGGUGGAGCUAGGCUCCGAGGAGGCCCUGGGAGUCGGGACAGAAGGUCCCAGUGCCCCGCAAGCCGGGGGGCGCCUGCUGCAAGCCGUGUGGUGGGGUCAUCUGGGCCUGGCAACAAAGCUACUGCGUCAGGGGGCCAGUGUGGAGGAGAGGGACCACACGGGCAGGACCCCGCUCCACCUGGCCGUGCUGCGCGGCCACGUGCCCCUGGUGCGUCUCCUGCUGCGGCGCGGGGCGGCGGUGGCAGCUGCCGACCGAGCGGGGCGCACACCUCUCCACGAGGCCGCCUGGCACGGGCACUCGCGGGUGGCCGAGCUCCUUCUGCGGCGCGGGGCCCCCGCGGCGGCGCGCUCGGGGGCCGGCCUCACGCCGCUGCACUGGGCCGCGGCGCUGGGCCGCACGCUGCUGGCGGGGCGCCUGCUGGACGCGUCGGGACCGGGCCCCGCGGCGGCGGACGCGCGCGGCUGGACGGCGGCGCACUGGGCGGCGGCGGGCGGCCGGCUGCCGGUGCUGGAGCUGCUGGCGGCGGAGGGCGCGGGCCUGGACGGGGCCCUGACCGUGGCGGCCGCGGCCGGGCGCACGGCUGCGCUCCGCCUCCUCCUGGCGCGCGGGGCACGGGUGGACGCCCGGGACGGCGUGGGGACCGCGGCGCUCGGCGUAGCGGCGAGCCUGGGCCGCAGGCAGGACAUGGAGGUGCUGCUUGACCACGGGGCAGACCCCAGCCUCAAGGACAGGCACAGUCGCUCUGCACUCCACAGGGCUGCUGCCGGGGGACACCUGCCCGCUGUCCAGCUGCUAGCAGCCUGGGGAGCAGAGGUGGAUGCUCGCGACUCGCUGGGCCUCACACCUCUACACCACGCUGCUCGGGGAGGCCACGCGGAGGUGGCCAGCCACCUCCUAGACAGGGGAGCGCAGGUCAAUGCUGCUGGAUGGCUCCACAAGACCCCCCUUCACCUUGCCAUGGAGCAUGGCCACAGCCCCACUGCAGAGCUUUUGCUGAGCCGAGGGGCUAGCCCCACCCUGAGGACACGAUGGGGUGAAGUGGUCCAGGACCUGCUGUCUGAGGGGGCCUGCCCUAGGCACUGCCCACCCUUUGCAGAGAGGAGUGGGAGGGGCACAGAGCCCCCGAGGCCCAGAGCUGGACAGAAGUCUUCUGGCUCCCACAGCCUUCGGUGUGCACCCGCUCCUCUCCCCUGGACCGAGGCUGCCUGCCUCCCUGAGGGGAGGACAGCAGAGAGGUUCCCAGAAGAGAAGGGGGGCAGUGACUUGAGCUCCAGGAAUGGACCUGGGACUGCUCUGCAGCCCCCUGGGAUCACGUCUACCCUGCAGCCGCGGCCUCCUCCACACUCGGCUUCAGCAGAGACGGAGUCGUGGCAACAGAUCUGACGACGGACACCAGACAGUCUCCCGUGUCCACCAUGGGGCGGUCACCCUCAGCUGCUCUCGCUGUGACAUGGGGACGUUCUUACUGUGUUUCGUUCAUUGUAUCUGGUAUUUGCCUCUUGGCACCCUUUUUUUUUAAGAGAGAAUCUUUUUUUUUUUUUUUUAAGAUUUUAUUUAUUUGUCAGAGAGA
Neogale vison (American mink) is the source of this 2744-nucleotide messenger RNA. RefSeq names its product ankyrin repeat domain 65 (gene ANKRD65). Gene Ontology annotation, cellular component: cytoplasm. The record is from RefSeq and is a predicted model, not a curated record. Gene Ontology annotation, molecular function: protein binding. The transcript has 5 exons. NCBI's taxonomy places the organism in Eukaryota, Metazoa, Chordata, Mammalia, Carnivora, Mustelidae. The coding region runs from base 1034 to 2557 and encodes 507 amino acids. Gene Ontology annotation, biological process: innate immune response.